UGGGAAGAUGACGAGUUAGAGCGCGUGAGUAAGAUACUGGCGCGGCGAGGGACGUGCAGUCGACGGGAGGCGGAGCGGUUGAUCGAGGACGGUCGCGUGCUGGUGGACGGCGAGACGAUCGAACUCGGGUUCAAGGCGCGCGCGAACGCGAGGAUCGAGAUCACGGGGGAGGGGACGAGAUGGUUGAGGGAGAAAUUGACGGUGAUCGUGAAUAAACCGCCGGGGUACGUCAGUAAUUUGCCCGCGGAGGGGGAGAUCGCGGCGGCGGCGUGCGUGGAGCCGCGAAACGCGUGGAUGCGAGCGAUGGAGGGGACGCCGAUGGAUGAUUUAAAGCGCGUCACGCGAGACGUUUCGUCGUUCAACGUGUGCGGACGGUUGGAUAAAGACAGUCGAGGGUUGUUGAUUCUCACCGAGGACGGUGCGCUGGCGCGGAGCGUCAUCGGCGGGAACGGAGUGUUGAAAAAGUACGUCGUCACGACGGACGCCGACGUGCGAGAGUCCCACAUGCGUUCGCUCAACGGCCGAGUGCAACUGGACGGCGUGGAACUACUGCCCAUGAACGUCCAACGUCUCGGUCACGGAUCGCGCACGCUCGAGUUCAACCUUCGCGAGGGGAAGAAUAGACAAAUCAGACGCGUGUGCGAGAAAUUCGGCUUGCGCGUCGUGGAUUUACAUCGCGUACAAAUCGGGGACGUCCAGAUCGGGGACUUGCCCGAGGGCGCGUGGAGAUUGAUGAGCGAACGCGAA
This is a messenger RNA of Ostreococcus lucimarinus CCE9901, 747 nucleotides long. RefSeq lists its product with no specific name. NCBI's taxonomy places the organism in Eukaryota, Viridiplantae, Chlorophyta, Mamiellophyceae, Mamiellales, Bathycoccaceae. Gene Ontology annotation, biological process: pseudouridine synthesis. The record is from RefSeq and is a predicted model, not a curated record. Gene Ontology annotation, molecular function: pseudouridine synthase activity; RNA binding. The annotation marks the transcript as partial. The transcript has a single exon.